GCCACUCUCGUCUUUCUUCGUUACCCUGACAACGUUGCGAUCAAAUCGUUUAUCCAAUUCGCGACUUGUAAAAUAAUAUCUUUCGCUUCCUCCUUUCUAAUCCGUUUUCUUGACUUCGUUUUCUUUUGUUGUUUGUCAAAUGAAUUCUCGUCAUGGCCAAAUUCAUGAGCACUUAUGAAAAGCCGUUGCCUCAUAUCGGUCUGUCGGAUUGGUACACCAAACAAUGGGAGCUUCGACAAAACGCAGACGUCAGAAGAUCCGAAGCUUGUCGGCUACGCAAUUCGAGUAAAACUACUCGUUUCGAAGGGAACGUGACGACGAAAUGGGACACUUACAUGAAUGAUACUCGAAUUUCGGACAGAGUGUUAGAACUAUCGAGAUGGAAAGACAUUCUCGACGAUUUGCUGCAAAAGUUAUUAACUGAGAUACGCUUAUUAAGUGAUGAGAAAGCUAGCACACAGAAGGAACUUGAAAAUAUAACUCAUCCCCUGCGUAUCACCAGCGAAUGCAUCUCAAUGAGGGACUGCCGUAGAGAAGCUGAACUUACAUAUGAUGAGGCUGAUAUAGAGUUAAAGAAGGAGCUCCGCUUGAUCACAAAUAUUCAUGAAGAAUUUACCAAGAGAGCACAGGCCGCAUGGGAAAAGUUAAAUCGCUUGGAGGCCCUUAAAUUUAGGCUGAACUUAGACAUAGAGGAUAAAAAUGAAACCAUUAGAAUAGACAAGGACAAUCUCGAAUUGGAUCACACUUCUGCAAAUAUAAGUUACAAACCGAGAACACCAGUCGAUAAAACACGUAGUUCAAUCACAUACGAGGUUUGGCUGGAUCGAUGUCGUUGUUCCAAGUUGUCUGCCGAAAAAGAAUUGAGUGACUCUUACAAUUUUCGUGAGGCUACACGUGUAAUGAGGGAACAUGCACUGAACGAUAUUAAAGCCCAACAAGAUGCAACAGAUUACAGUUUGAGGAAGAGAAUCUAUCAAACGCAAAAAGGUAGAAAUGAAAUGGAGUGGCAGAAGCUUAAGGUGCAGAAGGAAAUGGAAAUGUUGGGAAAUGAAAUAACCCAGUUGGAAGCAACACUGAGGAGUAAAAUAGGUGUGGUGAAAUGCGUCGAAACGCGACUGGAAAAUCGAAUUUAUCGGCCCGGUUCAGAGCUUUGUAAGGAUGAAGUAGAAUUAGGUUUGAAAAAGGAAGGUCUGCAAUUAAAACAGACUGAAGAAGACCUAAUUAAAAUGAUUGAGCAUGCUAAAACAAGCUACAAUAGUCUGGAGUCUUUGCUUAUACGGAUCGACAACAAUUUGGAAGAUAAACAGCAUUCUCUGAAUACCGACGUUAUGUGCUUGGACAUGAGAGCACCACUGAAAACAGGAGACAGAACGCGUUUACCUAAUGAGACAGAUCGUAAUAUUGUACUGACACACAUGGAGAAAGAGAUUCCACUGGAAUCUUAAUUCAACUGCCCCAUUUGGAUUUCUAAAAUGUGAUAAUUUUGUAGACAUUGUCUUUAACACUUAAAAAACUUGUCAGUCUCCAGCUUUACUUAAAUUAUGCAAAAAAAGAAACAAGAAUUUCGAUGAAAAGGACACCACACUAAUUCUGAAAUUGGAUCCUGGUGAAAUCAAAUGGUUUUCUCAUAUGUUGUAGCU
Molecule: messenger RNA, 1640 nt
Organism: Cyphomyrmex costatus
Lineage: Eukaryota; Metazoa; Arthropoda; Insecta; Hymenoptera; Formicidae
Product: tektin-2
Exons: 6
Coding region: 153-1445 (430 amino acids)
Biological process (GO): cilium movement involved in cell motility; cilium assembly
Cellular component (GO): nucleus; microtubule cytoskeleton
Source: RefSeq, a predicted model, not a curated record